This is a messenger RNA of Lodderomyces elongisporus, 1005 nucleotides long. RefSeq names its product putative GTPase. Gene Ontology annotation, cellular component: cytoplasm. Bases 1 to 1005 code for a protein of 334 amino acids. Gene Ontology annotation, molecular function: GTPase activity. The record is from RefSeq and is a predicted model, not a curated record. Lineage: Eukaryota; Fungi; Ascomycota; Pichiomycetes; Serinales; Debaryomycetaceae. The transcript has a single exon.
AUGUAUGGCCAGAUUGUUAUUGGCCCGCCAGGUGCAGGUAAGUCAACAUACUGUUACGGACUGUUCCAGUUUCUUUCGGCUAUUGGAAGAAAACUGUGCAUAAUCAACCUUGAUCCAGCAAAUGAUCGAUUGCCUUACCCCUGUGCUUUAGAUAUAAGGGAUUAUAUGGAUUUGGAUGAGAUAAUGGAGGACUUGAAUUUGGGUCCCAAUGGAGGCUUGAUGUAUGCGAUGGAGCUGUUGCUUGCGAAUAGCAUUGAAGAAUUCAUUACAAAAGUGAGGCAGCUUGCAGAUGACAAAAACUACUUGAUUUUUGAUUGCCCUGGGCAGAUCGAGUUAUUUACACACCAUAGUGCUCUUUAUAAGGUAUUCAAAGCGCUCACACUGCAGCUCAGAUUACGUUUAUGUGUUGUUUCGUUAAUUGACUCGAUCUACUUGACGAGUCCCUCACAAUAUGUCUCGAUUUUGUUAUUGAGUCUACGGUCUAUGCUCCAACUUGACUUGCCACAUGUCAAUGUUAUCAGCAAGAUUGACAAGUUAAAGAGUUAUGGUGAACUACCUUUCCGCCUUGAAUAUUACACCGAGGUGCAGGACUUGCACUACCUUACGCCCCAUUUGAUCAAUGAAUCAAACUCGAUCUUGGGACAAAACUAUGUCAAAUUAACUGAAAUGAUAGCAGAGUUGGUUGAGGAGUACCAUUUAGUGUCCUUUGAGGUUCUAUCGAUUGAAGAUAAGCGAAGUAUGAUCAACUUGUUAACCCUCAUCGAUAAAGCCACCGGCUACAGUUUUGGGAGUGAGAUUGGAGGUGACUCAAUUUGGAGUGAAGCUGUACGACAGGGUGGGUUUGCACCCACCGGAUAUCAGGAUGUGGAUAUCCACGAAAGAUGGAUUGAUCAAAAGGAUCUCUACGAUGCAAAAGAACGUGAAUUGGAGAAAGAGUUGCGAGAGAAUGGAGCAGAUUCGGUAGAUGACGUUGACGAAGAGCUCGGCUUUGGUGAGGAAUAUUGA